CCACGUCAUGUUUGCUUUGUAUGAGCUCGAGCCUCUUAAAAUCUCCCCAUUUUCCUUUAAGGGGCUGAGGUACCAGGAAAUAGGAGAGUUUUCAGCCGUGGUCUCUCAGCGGCCGCCACGCCUUCUGUACGUCAGGUGCGCAAAGAUGGCGACCCCAGGGCGCCGAGUCUGUGGUGGCGGCGCGGACGUAUUACCUCAUAAGGAAAAGCCGGAAACCCCCAAUCCGUUCACCAUAGAAACGCGGUAAAAACGCCGCUGACCCUUGUCGGUUGGUCUCGGGAGAGGGGGCUGGGCGAGGGGACCAGAAGUAAAAGGAGUUCGGGGAAUAAAGUUAGGCCCUGAAGAGGUCGCUGCAGGUUCAGGAGAGAACCAGGUGCUAACAAGAGACAAGAUAUGAAUGAAGAAAGAGGAGUUUCCAGGACCUAGAUAUUGUUAUUUCUAGGGAUACUUUGGCGACGGUUAUAUCUAACCAGAAAUUUUGGUAUAUCCAGAAGAGACAAAGACAGAGCCUCUGCAUUGCCAGCUAUUUUCAGAGAACAGAAGAAAAUGAUCCAGGCCCAGGAAACCCUGUCAUUCAAGGAUGUGGCUGUGGACUUCACGUGGGAGGAGUGGCAGCUCCUGGCCCCUCCUCAGAAGGACCUGUACCGGGACGUGAUGCUGGAGAACUAUAGCAACCUGCUGUCUGUGGGGUAUCGGGUCAGCAAACCAGAUGCAAUGUCCAAGUUGGAACGAGGGGAAGAACCGUGGACAAUAGAAGAUGAAAUCCACAGUCAAACCUGUCCAGAAACUGGCAACGUUGGUAAUCAUCUUCAGGGUGACUGGGAAAAUCAAAGAAUGCUGAAAGGUAUAGAACAAUACCAGGAACAUAAUGCAUUUGGAAAUCCUGUUCCUCAAAGCAAAAGUCAUUUCUCUUUCAGGCAAAAUCAUGAUAUGUUUGAGUUCUAUAUAAAAACUUUGAAAUCACAUUUAAGUUUAGUCAGCCAGGGCCAAAGCUAUGAAAUUAAGAACUCUACUAAAUGUAAUGGAGAUGGGAAAUCAUUUCUGCAUGGUAAGCCUGAAGAAUUUCAUUCUCCAGUUCAAUGCCCUGUAAGUGCAAAAUCCAUCAGUAGUAAGUCCCAAGUCAUUAAGCACCAAGGAACUCACAAUGCAGAGAAAGCCCACAUAUGCAGUGAAUGUGGGAAAGCCUUUGUUAAGAAGUCUCAGCUCACUGACCAUCAGAGAGUUCAUACAGGGGAGAAGCCUUAUGGAUGCAGUAUGUGUGCAAAAGUAUUCUCCCGAAAGUCCAGGCUCAAUGAACAUCAGAGAAUUCACAAGAGAGAGAAAUCCUUUAUAUGCGGUGAUUGUGGAAAAGUCUUCACCAUGAAGAGCCGUCUGAUCGAACACCAGCGAACUCACACUGGAGAGAAACCUUACAUAUGCAGUGACUGUGGAAAAGGCUUCCCAGGGAAGCGUAACCUCAUUGUACAUCAGCGAAAUCAUACUGGAGAGAAAUGCUACAUAUGUAAUGAAUGCGGAAAAGGCUUCACUGGGAAGAGCAUGCUUACUAUACACCAGCGAACUCAUACAGGAGAGAAACCCUACAUCUGCAGUGAAUGUGGGAAAGGCUUUACCACAAAGCACUAUGUCAUCAUACACCAACGAAACCAUACAGGAGAGAAACCCUACAUAUGCAAUGAAUGUGGGAAAGGUUUCACCAUGAAGAGUCGUCUGAUUGAACAUCAGCGAACUCAUACAGGAGAAAAGCCGUAUGUGUGCAAUGAAUGUGGAAAAGGCUUUCCCAGGAAGAAUAAUCUGAUUGUACAUCAGAGAAAUCAUACAGUAGAGAAAUCCUACGUAUGUGGUGAAUGUGGAAAAGGCUUCACCGUGAAGAGCAUGCUCAUCAUACAUCAACGAACUCACACUGGAGAGAAACCCUACAUCUGCAGUGAAUGUGGGAAAGGCUUCCCAUUGAAGAGUCGGCUUGUUGUGCAUCAGCGAACGCAUACGGGUGAGAAACCUUAUAGAUGCAGCGAAUGUGGGAAAGGCUUCAUCGUGAAUAGUGGACUGAUGUUACAUCAGCGAACUCACACUGGAGAGAAACCCUAUAUAUGCAAUAAAUGUGGAAAAGGGUUUGCCUUUAAGAGCAAUCUUGUGGUACAUCAGCGAACUCAUACUGGAGAGAAACCCUUUACAUGCAAUGAGUGUGGAAAAGCCUUCACGAUGAAACGCUAUCUCAUCAUACACCAGCAAAUUCAUAUGGGAGAGAAGUCCUAUAUAUGCAGUGAAUGUGGAAAAGGUUUUGUCAUGGAAACAGAACUCAUUUUACAUCAGCAAAUUCAUACUGGAGAGAAACCUUAUGCCUGCAAUGAAUGUGGCAGAGGCUUCACUGUGAAAAGCCGUCUAGUCGUUCAUCAGCGAACUCAUACAGGAGAGAAACCUUUUGUAUGCAGUGAAUGUGGAAAAGGCUUCUCCUCAAAGAGGAAUCUCAUUGUACAUCAGAGAACUCAUACAGGAGAGAAAUCUUAUAUGUGCAGUGAGUGUGGAAAAGGCUUCACAGUGAGGCGCUAUCUGAUUGCACAUCAGCGAACUCACAGUGGAGAGAAACCUUAUGUGUGCAGUGAAUGUGGAAAAGGCUUCACUGUGAAGAGCAAUCUCAUUGUGCAUCAGCGCACUCACACAGGGGAGAAACCCUAUGUAUGCAGUGAGUGUGCGAAAGGCUUCACCAUGAAGCGCUAUCUUGUUGUACACCAGCGAACUCAUACUGGAGAGAAACCAUAUUUGUGCAGUGAAUGUGGGAAAGGCUUCACCGUGAAGAGUAAUCUCAUCGUACAUCAGCGAUCUCAUACAGGGGAGAAAUCUUACAUAUGCAGUGAAUGUGGGAAAGGCUUCACUGUGAAACGCACUCUCAUUAUACAUCAGCGAACUCACACGGGAGAGAAAUCUUACCUAUGUAAUGAAUGCGGGAAAGGCUUCACCACAAAGCGCACUCUUGUUAUACAUCAGCGAACUCACACGGGAGAGAAACCCUAUGAAUGCAAUGAGUGUGGUAAAGCCUUCAGCCAGAAGAUAUGCCUCAUACAACAUGAGAGGUGUCAUACAGGAAAGACGCCCUUUGUAUGUACUGAGUGUGGAAAAUCCUAUUCCCACAAGUAUGGUCUCAUUACCCAUCAGAGAAUUCACACAGGAGAGAAACCCUAUGAGUGCAGUGAAUGUGGAAAAGCCUUCACCACGAAGUCAGUACUCAAUGUACAUCAAAGAACUCACACAGGAGAAAGACCAUAUGGAUGCAGUGAUUGUGAGAAAGCCUUCUCCCACUUGUCAAACCUUGUUAAACAUAAGAAAAUGCACAUAAGAGAAAUGAGAGAUUCGGUCAAGUUGGAAAUUCCUUUAACAGAGAGUCACAGCUCAUUACUUACGAUUGAACAAGAGCCCCAUUAAUGCAGUGACUGGAGAAAUGCCUUCUGUGGCAGCUAAGACUUUGUUUAAACACCAGUGUUUCUAGCAGAGCAGAACAGUACUACCUGUUACCAGAUGUGUGCCCUGAGGAGAUGAAAGGAUUUGCGCAGGAGAUAAACCUGGUGAAUAUAGUGAAUGUGGUAGUGCCUUUAGUGAUCCUUACCUCACAUUUUCUGUCAAUGAAAACAUGUUGGAAAAACUCUGAUACAUUCAGUGCAGAGAUGCCUUGGGCAAAACUUUCUGACUUCAUUAUAUGUCUGAAAAGUAUAUACUCUAUAUUCUCUGACAAAUUCUGUGAAUGCAGAGACUAGGAAAGUCUUCAGUGGGAAGACAGACUUUCUUAUCAGGGAUCUUCAUUGAUCAUCAGUGAGUUCAUUGUUCAUAGAAAUAUGAUUUAAAAAAAAAAAAAAGGAGAUAUGAUGACCACGGGAAUGUCUUUCCCCCAGAAAGAAGACCUCAGUGAGUGUCAGAGUUCACACUGGAGAAAAACUUUUAAGAGGAUAGUAUAUAUGGCAGGAUUUCAGUCAUACAUUCUGCCUCAUCAUUUGUCAGGAAAUCAUAUAGAAAUUAAAACCUUUAUGAACAUGCUAAAGAUAGAGCAUCUUUAGUUAAAUAUCAGAGGACUUAAAAAGGAAUGAAGUUCUGUGAAAAUGAUAAAUGUUUGAGUGCUUUUUGUUACAAAUCUAACCUCAUCAUAUAUCAGAUAAUGCACCUGACUAUCCUUUCUGGCCUUGUCAGUAAUUCCAUAGUUUUAAAAAGAAGUCUGCUUUUCUCAUCACUGAUUUUUAUUGUUAUAUAUGAUGCAAGAGUGUUCUAUGCCUACCCUCAUAUGUGAUUAGCUCUUACUUUUCUUCAGCUAUAAACAUAAUUGUAAAUUUAGCAUACUGAACUUCUUUGAAAGGAAACUGAAUAUGAACAUGUACUUGCACUUGCUUAACUAUGUUUAUAAAUAUGACCAAAUAGUUUACAAAACCACCUUCAAAGUUAUUUUUAUAAAAUUUAUAAUUUGAAAUCAUUUUAACUUAUAAGAAAAUGCAAAAGUAGUCCAGAGAAUUCCCUAGUAUCCUUUCUGCAACUUCUUCUAGUAAAAACAUUUUAUGUAACCAUAUUUUAAUAUUGAACCCAGAAAAAUGAUAUUGGUAGUAUACUGUUAACUCCUAACCUUUGGAGUUUAGAUUCCACUAGAUUUUACAUGAAUUUUUUAAUCAUUUUUUUGGUAAUUCUAAGGUGCUUUAUUACAUAUAUAGAUUUCAUUGUAACUGUCAUCUCCAGGACGUACAACUGUUUUAUCAACACAGACACCCUCAUGCUACCUUUUUAUGCUCACGUCCUCUAUCCAAACCUACCUCUGGUAACCACUUGUCUGUUUUCCAUCAAUAUAAUUUUGUCAUUUAUGAAUGUUAUCAAAACAAUUUUUAUAACUGGAUUUUAUAUAAAUAAGUUAUAUUUAUUUAUACAAAUUUACAAUUUCUUAUUAAUGAGGAACAUGUAAGCUUUUUGGUUUUUUUUUUUUGGUCCCUCAGCAAAUUGCCAUUAAGACUUAUUUGAGUUGUAUUGUUUUAUUUUUAUUAGUGAGUAGUAUACAUACUGGAUGUAUUAGUUUAUCAAUUCACUCUUCAGAGAAGUUUGUUUUGUUUCCUGGUUUCAACUGUUAUAGGGAAAGAUGCUGUAAAUUGGCAUCUGGGGUUUUGUGUGAACAUAAAUUUUCAUUCCUCUAUAAUAAAUAUUCAGGUGUGUGCUUAUUAGGA
Molecule: messenger RNA, 5183 nt
Organism: Aethalodelphis obliquidens (Pacific white-sided dolphin)
Lineage: Eukaryota; Metazoa; Chordata; Mammalia; Artiodactyla; Delphinidae
Gene: ZNF432
Product: zinc finger protein 432
Biological process (GO): regulation of transcription by RNA polymerase II
Molecular function (GO): RNA polymerase II cis-regulatory region sequence-specific DNA binding; DNA-binding transcription factor activity
Source: RefSeq, a predicted model, not a curated record